UUCGUUCCAACUGGCUGUGUGUGCGUUUGUUAGGAGACGAACGCGAGCUUCCCGGGAGGCAGAUUCGAGUCCGCCAGCCGGGCUGAGGCGCCCCUGCGGCCAGCCCCUGCGCUUCUCUGGAGCUCCAUCCCUCCCCUGCUUCAAGGCCGCGGAAAGUGGGGUACUGCGAACGGGAAUUUUUGCGGGAGGCGCUCCUUGCCUUUUUCUCGGAUCCACCAUCUGAGGCUGUCUGGGCUGCCUUUGGGUCUGGCUGCUAUUCUUCGCCGGCUAUGAAGGUUCUGUCUUGAAGAUGGAGACUCUCUGUUUUUUAUUCCUCUCGCUGGUCCCGGUGUACAUCAGGGGACAAGGGGUCUAUGCUCCUGCCCAGGCCCAGAUCAUCCAUGCUGGACAGGCCUGUGUUGUAAAGGAAGAUAACAUCAGUGAACGAGUGUACACUAUCCGGGAAGGUGACACCCUUGUUCUGCAGUGUUUGGUUACAGGGCACCCACGGCCACAGGUGAGGUGGACCAAAACUGCUGGCAGCGCCUCGGACAAAUUCCAGGAGACAUCGGUGUUGAAUGAGACCCUUCUGAUUGACAAGAUCCAGAGGCUGCAGGGGGGUCGCUAUUACUGUAAAGCAGAGAAUGGGGUUGGGGUCCCAGCCAUCAAGUCCAUUCGAGUAGAUGUGCAGUAUUUGGACAAGCCCGUCCUUACUGUCCAUCAAACUAUCAGUGAUGUCCGUGGGAGUUUUUAUCAUGAGAAGACAGUCUUCCUUCGAUGCACAGUCAGCUCCAAUCCACCUGCUCGCUUCAUCUGGAGAAGGGGUUCUGAGACUCUUUCCCAUAGUCAGGAUAAUGGAGUGGAUAUCUAUGAACCAUUGUACACAGAGGGAGAAACCAAAGUUCUGAAACUGAAAAACCUACGACCCCACGACUAUGCCAGUUAUACAUGCCAGGUAUCUGUCAGAAAUGUGUGUGGCAUUCCAGAUAAGACAGUCACCUUCGAGCUUACCAACACAACUGCUCCACCAGCUCUAAAAUUAUCUGUGAAUGAGACUUUAGUGGUAAAUCCAGGGGAUAAUGUUACCCUACAGUGUUUGUUAACAGGCGGGGAUCCUUUGCCUCAGGUACUCUGGUCUCACUCGCCUGGUCCUAUGCCUCUGAACAGCCUGAUUCAAGGGGGCAACCUUACCAUCUGGGGCAUCCAAACAGAAGAUUCAGGUUAUUACAACUGUACAGCCAUCAACAAUGUGGGGAAUCCAGCCAAGAAGACAGUGAACCUAUUGGUGCGAUCCAUGAAGAAUGCAACAUUCCAGAUCACUCCUGAUGUCAUCAAGGAGAGUGAAACCAUCCAGCUAGGUCAGGACCUGAAGCUCUCCUGCCAUGUGGAUGCUGUCCCACAAGAAAAAGUUUUCUACUUCUGGUACAAGAACGGGAAGCUGGCCAAAUUCUCGGAUCGAGUAGUUGUCAUCAAGAAUGACCCAGAACUUCCCCCUGUGACAAGCAGCCUAGAGAUAAUUGAUCUCCGUUUCACUGACUACGGUACAUACUUGUGUGUGGCAUCUUUCCAAGGGGCACCCAUCCCUGACCUCAGUGUUGAGGUGAACAUUUCUUCAGAAACAGUGCCUCCAACCAUCAUGGUGCCCAAGGGUCAAUCCAUCAUUACUGUCCGUGAAGAUUCAAGAGCAGAUUUACAGUGUGAAGUCCGAGGGAAACCCAAGCCUCCUGUCAUCUGGUCUAGAGUUGAUAAAGAGGCUCCUAUGCCUUCAGGUACCAUGACAAUGGAGACCAAUGAUGGGAAGCUGCAUUUUGAGAAGGUGACUCAAAAAAUGAGUGGGAUUUACAAAUGCCAGACAGCGAGAUACAAUGGCUUCAACAUUAGACCCCGCGAAGCCCUGGUGCAACUCAAUGUACAGUUCUCUCCUGUCGUGGAGCCCAUCUUCCAGGACAUUCGGCAAGCCAUGGGACGUAGUGUAACCCUUCGCUGCACCAUGUUAAAGGGAAGCCCUAUGAAAGUGGCUACAGCUGUCUGGAGAUUUAAUGGUAGUCUUCUAACAGUGCCUCCAACAGAGCAGCAAGACUAUUCAGAAUAUAAAGUGGACAGUGUAAGCCGGGAGACUAGUGGCAACUAUGAAUGUAGCAUCUCCAAUGAUGUUGGGGUGGCAGUUUGCAAAUUCCAGGUAUCAGGUAAAGCUUACAACCCAGAAUUUUACUAUGAUACCCCCAAUCCUACAAGGAAGCAAUCCAAAAACUACUCCUAUGUCUUGCAGUGGACACAGAAGGAACCUGAUGCUGUUGAUCCCAUUCUUAGUUACCGUCUAGAUGUCCGUCAGCUGAAUCACAGGGACUUUCCCCCUAAAUCCAUUUCUGUGAGGAAGAUGGAAAAGGGCAUGUUACAGGAAUACCUCCUGACUGACUUGAAGGUGCCUCAAAGCUAUGAAGUUCGCCUGACACCCAUAACCCGGUUUGGGAUGGGGGACAUGGCUACUCGCCUCAUCCACUAUAUAGAACCAAUCAGCUACCCCAACCCAGUAGGUAACACCUGCCACUUUGAAGAUGAGAAGAUCUGUGGUUAUAUCCAGGACACAACAGACAACUUUGACUGGAUUCGUCAAAGCAGUCUAACCCAUGAUCCAAAGCGCACCGCCAACACAGGCCCCACCAUGGAUUUCAGUGGGACACCAGAAGGGUACUACAUGUUCAUUGAAGCCUCUGCACCCCGAGUAAAGGAUGACAAAGCUAGGUUAAUCAGCCCUAUGUACAACAUGACUGCCAGAUUCUGUGUCUCCUUCUAUUAUCACAUGUAUGGGAAGCACAUUGGCUCCUUAAAUCUCCUGGUUCAUGUGAAGAAUAAGCAACCCACUCAAGCCUUGUCACUCAAAGGGGACAAAGGAAAUAUGUGGCAACAAGUACAUGUACCCAUCAACCCUGCAGGACCUUUCCAGAUCAUCUUUGAAGGUGUCCGUGGGACAGGUUCUGAGGGAGAUAUUGCCAUUGAUGAUGUUACUCUAAAAAAAGGUGAUUGUCCAAGAAAACCAAUUGUCCCAAAUAAAGCAGUUGCCCUUCCAGGAAAUUCUGCUGUCACCCAACACACAUCUUCUCUCUGCGGACCGCUCCUUUUCUUUCUUUAUGUACUGCUCAGAUGAUAGCAAGUGAAUGUUCCUGUUGUCUGAGACAUUCCUCCUCCUUUCCGCCUUGGUCACCCUCUGCUCCUCUUUCUUCCCCUCCUCACUGGCACACCAAAGUGUCCAUAUGUUACCAAAGACUAACAUGCAUGACCACGCGAAGGGGAUCCAGCUAAGAACCUGAGGGAUUCCUGGAGGAAGUCAUACUGUCUAAAAACAAGAUAUAUAUAAAGAAGAGGCAAAAAAACAAAGAAAAAAAGAGGGAGGAAGCAAUGGAAAGAAGAAAUGGAAACAAAGGAUGAAAAGCAAUGCUGAGGAUGAAAAUGAUAUUUAAAAGGAUCAGUGGAAGGGGAAGGCAUGUUUCUUUAAGAACAGUGGACAAGACUUCCUCAGGGAAGUAGGAACUUUUGUUUAAAACAAAAACGAAAUAUAUUAAAGCACAAAUUUCUACCAGAACUGUUACCUUCUUGGCUGCAGAACCACAGUUUAGAAGAUAUUCUAGCGUACACAGUGCUAUCCUUUGGAAUCUCUGUGUUAAGACUUCUCCCUUACCGGUUUUGCCUACAACACGUCUACUGCAGCACCACCUCAUACUUCUCCAACUCAUCUCUGGUGACUACAGAACCUUGUCCUCACUUGCAUGUAUUUCUGAGUCUUCAUAUGCAUUUUUAAGAUUCUCUUGUACUUACUUGUCCAUCUACAAUUUGCCUUGACCCAUCCGUCCCCAACUUCAACUCAGCAAAGCAAAGAAACAGACCUCUUGUGGAUUAUGGAGAUGAAUGGAGAAAUCUAGGGCAAACAUAAGCUGCAGGAUCAGCUGUGGACAUCCUUUACCUACCCACCUCUUUUCUCCUUUUUCAGGCUGCUCACUUCCCUCCUUUAGUACUUAUUUUUUCUACCAUCCCAGAGACAGAUUGUCAAUACAGCACAGAGACUAAAAGAAAAGGCUUCUUGUUUGAGGACCAAAGUAAAGAGCUGAGUAGUGACAUUGCAGUCAGUUACUAUCAAAGCAUGAGCUUCAGAAGCCUUAAGGCAAGGAUCUCCUCCAUCUUUUGUUGUUGUCAUUGCUGCUGCUAAUCUAUCUAUUUCCCAUUUCCUUUUUGUAAUUCAGUCCUUACAGCCCCACUUUUUUUUUUUAACUACAAGGGGAAUCAUACAGAUGCACCCUUAUGACAUCUGAAAUUGCAAUAUUUCCUUGUCAGUUGCAAUACUUAUCCUUGGCAUAUUAUUAAUCAAGGAUGCUGAUACCAUGGUGCUUGAUUUGCUACUAAAGGAUUCGGCAGCUGUAUUGCAGCUGCACAAUGAGAUGAUAGAAAUGGAAGCAGAAAAUAAAAUUGGCCCUACGUAAAGGAACCGGGAUAGGCAGACUGUUCUAGUUUUGAAAAAAAAAAAAUACAGGUAGUCCUGGUUUAGCAACCACAAUUGGGACUGGCAACUUGGUUGUUAAGCAAAGCAGUCACUAAAUGAAACCACAACUGUGCUUAUGAUCUUACUUCAGCUUUCCUUUGCUUUAUAGGCCUGUGAAGGUCAUAAAUGUGAGGAUUGGUCGCAAAGUUACUUUUUCAUCACUGUAAAUGAUUGCUGUAUGAGGCAGUCGCUAAAUGAGGACUACCUGUACUUAGAUUUCAGUCAAUGCAGAAAGAGAGAGGAAAAAAACACUGUUUUCAGGGACACCACAUUAGCACUGUGAGAGGAAUGUUUUCUCAGGAAAGCACACUUGCACUUGGCAGUUCUGAGCCUGCAAGAUCAUUAAGGUCAGCUCUAAAUCACUAUACGAGGAAGAACUGGUCUACCUAGUAGGUGGAAGUUACAACAGCAAUGACAUGCUCUGCAUAAAUCUUACUUGGUCCCUAAGACUUCAAGCAGCAUACACUUUUCCUCCAUCCACUGUCUUCCACACCAAGUUGCUAGCAGACAUGCUGGACUACAGCUCUCAGCAUUUUCAGCUGGCUGAGAAUUCUAGCAUUUGCAGUCCAACUUGCUUUGAGAGCAUUAGGCUGGGGAAAGCUGGUCUAGCAGUUCAAAUACUUGCUAAAUGCUGCUUCCAGCUGCUUCAAAACUCCCAUCAAGAAGAACAAGAUAGCUUUUUGUUUGGAAAUAAUGACCAUAUGCCUAUGCAUAGGUAGAUUAAAUGUUUAGUAGCCUGAGCACAUUGUUAGUCCUCUAGUGGACUGGAGGAUGGUAGCAGAGAGCAAGCAGUGUGAUGGGGGAGUGUGUGGUGAUGUUUCUGUGGGUCUGUCUGUGUUCUCUGGAUGUACAAACAUACUAACAGGAUGAAGGGUAGCUAAUGCUAACCCAGAUUCUGAUUUGUAUAAAGUUCUCUUAUUUAAUUUUGACCUGAUUACAUACUUUCUUCCUCACAGAAGGCACAGGUGAGUUUAUCAUUCCCACCAGGCCAGAGAUACAAAGUUUUAGAUUGUUCAUUGUAAAAAGCUAUCUGUGAAAGAAUUCUCUUCUACUUAUCUCUCACUAAAAGAAAAAUAGUGGAGAGUGGUUUGCAAAAGUGGCAUCCCUUAAUAAUAGCCUCCAAAAUCCUUUCCAUGACUGGUAUUGAUAUAUUUCCUUCUAAAAGGUGGAAAUGGCCUCAGCCUUUUCUUCUGUUUUCAGCUGCUGAACCCAUUGAGGUCAGGUACUGGGAAUGUUCUCCUUAUCAAACACUUAAACAUUAACUUCUGCCAACUGUCAGCAGAGUCUAAAGGCAGAGUUAGGUAACCAGGAGGCACAACCUGGCCACUGGGAAACUCAUCACGAGUAACAUGGUAUAGAGAUCUCUCCAGCCUCCAACUUCACAAAUUAGCCUAGCCCACCAAUCCCACCAUCUCCCCAGGAUUUCAUAGUGCCUCAGGUUUCUGAACCCAGGCUUAGAACAGUAGGUCAUUUUUUAAUGGAAAAGUUCCACUGAGUCUAUGAUUUGACAAAGAUGGGUUCUCUAUAUAAUGGGGUGUUCUCUGUAUCUGAGCAUUACCUGUGCUGCAAAAGUCAUUCCAUUUGGGCUCAAAAAAAGAAUGAGCUUCCGAAAGGGAGGAUGCAACAUAACUCUUGGUUAUUCUGGGCCACCUGUGUAUCCUCAGCACUGAAGCAGCUCAGUGCAACCCUCUCCUCAUUCUCCUUAGGAGUAAGUGUCUGUGUU
This is a messenger RNA of Candoia aspera, 6233 nucleotides long. RefSeq names its product MAM domain containing glycosylphosphatidylinositol anchor 1 (gene MDGA1). Bases 290 to 3124 code for a protein of 944 amino acids. Gene Ontology annotation, cellular component: plasma membrane; axon; neuronal cell body. The record is from RefSeq and is a predicted model, not a curated record. Gene Ontology annotation, molecular function: axon guidance receptor activity; protein binding. Gene Ontology annotation, biological process: homophilic cell-cell adhesion; synapse organization. The transcript has 17 exons. Lineage: Eukaryota; Metazoa; Chordata; Lepidosauria; Squamata; Candoiidae.